AAUAGAAGAUUUCUCGUCAGCGUACAUUCACGCGUAUGCCCGACAGCUGUCAGGUGUCAAAAAUCUGCCAAUUCAGUAAAGUUUUAAAAAGAUGCUUCAUUAGAUAAAUACCGAAAAAUGGACCAUAUUUUCACCAUUAAUAAGAAAAUAAAUAAAUCGGUGGACACCAGCAAGCAUCUAUCAUUCACCAAACUCGAGAAGUCAACCUUAUGCUCGAUUUCAAGCUCCAACGUUGUUGCUUUCAGCACGGAAUGCAAUAUCGAAGAAGCGGGUUCCCUCUUUUGGAACUCUAAUGUCUACGUCUGCGAUUUAAACAGUCCCUGGCAGGUCCACAAAAUAUUAUCAAACUCUUCCCCCAUUUCGGUGCUCCAGUGGGACUUUACGGGCGACCUUCUGCUAGUCGCGGACGAAAACGGCUCGAUAAAAAUUUACAAAGCUAAAGACCACAUCCUAAAUGACUGGACCCUUGUCCUCCAGACUGUCCUAGAAGGGGAGCACAUUCUGUCAGCGGCGUUUUUCCACUCGGGCAAGAAAAUCUGCCUCAACUCUGAGAAAAAAGACAGCGCUUUGUACACGGAAAAGUUUCACCAUGUCAAGUUUGCCUGCUCUGUUAAACAGUUUGGGGGGCGCCCUGCCAGUGGGGCCCUGCUACUCACAACGACGGGAAUGUUGUGCUCGAUUUUACUCCCCCAAAGCACGAGCCAGGUCGCAAUGGUCAUGGCGACAGAAAGCCUGGCCCCUACUAGGAUUUUUAUCAAAGCUGCUGAUAUUUGCUAUGGCAAAAACGGUCAUUUUUUGCUCGCUGUGAGUAACGGAGACUUAUCAAUGCCUAUUCAGUGUUAUAAAGUCUCUGUCAGGAAAGCUGAAGAUAAGUGUGUCAUCACAAGCCAGUCUUUACUCAGUUUUUUUCUAUUUGAGGCGCCUAAGGAAGCAUUAAUGGAACAAGUUUCCAAAGAAAAAAAUUGCCACAUAAGUCAUAUCAAAUGGAUAAUGAGAGAGGACGCAGAUUCGGUGGUUGUUUCAGCCACUAGUGAUAAAAUAAGCUGUUUGCAAGUGUGGGAAUUGAGAGAGAAGGCUUUGCCGGUUCACAAAUCACUAGGAAAAUCUGAAACUCCCCAGUUUUUUAACACUGUCUUGUGGCAAUACCAGUGCCACUUCCAGUAUAACAGCAAGGUCACUUCACUAGCUACAAGUAAACUAAGUCUAUUAAAUAAUGUUUCAAGUGGUUAUGUCGUGGCCACAUUUGCCGACAAUUCCAUCCAUUGCCUCUACAGAGACACUCUAAAACAUUUGGUCAGCACCACUUUGACCAUUUGUCCGCGUUAUUUUGACGAACCUCUCGCCAGAUACCCCAAAACUAGCAUCAAAAUCUCAAACAUUGACAUGUCCUGGCUCGGCAAUAUUUUACUCGUGAUUGAUUCAGACGAUAGUCUGCAUAUGUUUAAGUUACCGCCCCAAAUCGACAGCUCAACGCCUCUAAGUGUACCUUACUGUACCACGAUUUUAGAGUAUUGCAUGAUGAGCGGUUUUGAUUGGUUAGACUUGUUGCUAGUGUUAAGACCUGGAAUGUUGGACGCGAUAUGUGACCGACUCACCGAAAGUUUUAAUCGCCAGCCCUCGGCAGUGCAACAGUUUUUCUACGUGCAGUAUUUGUGCAUGAAAAUAUCGCUAUGCAGGUUGAGCGUUCAAGGCCAAGUGAAGGCUCACGAUCUGGCUCAAUUCCUGAUGCUUCACAGCAUAUCUACAGCCUUUAAAAGCCUUCUAAGACCAAGCGAGAUGAGCAGUCAUGACAAAAGUCCAGCUGAUUCCUUAGCAAAUGUAAUUGCGGAAGGACAAACCGACGUGGAUAAGGUUUUGAUGCAUCUCGAGGCGAAAGAAUUCACCGUUGAACCCUCAACUCUCCAAAGUUUGCAACAACUCAUCCAAUGGGUGGCCGACUUGGCUCUCAAUUUAUUGGUCAAAUUGCCAGAUAGUCGUCCUUCCAUGGGAAAGGUGUACGAGUUGUUGCGCGAUGUCAAAGCGUUGAAUAUGUUGAGAGAAAUGCUGGUUUUGAUCCGAAUCUGGGGGCUUUUGAGACCCGCUUGUCUCCCAGUUUUUAUCAAAUCGGAUGGAAGUUUGGACGUUUUGGCUCUUCUGUUCCGACUAUUAAGCCGAUUGGUCCAAAACGUGAACGAACCAGAUGAUACUUUAAUUGACGAAUGUUGCCUCCUUCCUAGUCAAGUCCAAAUUCAGCUUUUCCAGCCGAGCAAUAAUAGGGCCGUUUUGGCGUCCCCACAACUCGUCCAACAAAUUCUACCGUUACAGUUGGAGUAUAACAACGACCCUGAAUGUCUCAUGUCUUCGACCGACUCGGGGGCGACUCAGACAGUUGACUCAAUCAGGCAUUUGUAUCUGGGGCGCACUCCUAGGGCUAUUAAACAGUGUGUUAGGUGUGGGGGCUCUGCAGGGACGAUUCCGGUGACCCGGACUGCAGCAAUACGCGCGUGGGACCAGCGGUGGCUCCGCUCAUGCCAGUGUGGAGGCCUCUGGAGGAUGCAAGUUUACACAUGAAUUUGAGGCAUCGCAAAUGUGGUACUGAUUGUGUAAGAGGUUGAAAAUGAUUUAAUUUUAUAUGAACGACUUGUAUAAAUAAAGAUGUAAGGAUG
Tribolium castaneum (red flour beetle) is the source of this 2645-nucleotide messenger RNA. It is a transcript of the gene MED16, whose product is annotated as Mediator complex subunit 16. Gene Ontology annotation, biological process: positive regulation of DNA-templated transcription. Gene Ontology annotation, cellular component: mediator complex. The record is from RefSeq and is a predicted model, not a curated record. The transcript is spliced from 11 exons. The coding region runs from base 118 to 2550 and encodes 810 amino acids. Gene Ontology annotation, molecular function: protein binding. Lineage: Eukaryota; Metazoa; Arthropoda; Insecta; Coleoptera; Tenebrionidae.